AUGACCGUGGAUACUGCGGCCGUAUCAGAAAACAAGAAGAAUAAUCUAUCCAUCACGAAACGAGAUCGACGAGAUGUCAUUCGGCAGGUGAGAGAAAUCACCGGGCUCGAUGAAAAUUCGAUCAAUCAAACAAUUGAAGCAUGCAAAGAUGGAACUGGACGAUACUCACUUGAACAAGUGAUUAGCUUAUUGUUCGACGAUUCAAGUCUAAGAAAUAAUCUUCAACGAACGGCACAAGCUACCAAUAGCACAUCUCCGCCAGCAUCUAAUCUACCUGUAAAUAAUCCAUCGGCCGCAGGCCCGACUUAUGAUCGAAGCAAUGACAUAAUCACGGAUGAUGUCAUUGAACUUUCACCAGAGAUCGAUAAUCAACAACCAGCUGAUGAUGAAUUGGAACGUGCAUUGCUUCUAUCACGUGAAACAAUGGAACAAAUGAUCGAUGAAUCAGAUAUAGCGAAAAGAAAAUCUCUCGAUGAGCCAGCAGGUUUAAAAAAUGUUGGCAAUACAUGUUGGUUCAAUUCUAUUGUCCAAUCUCUUUACACACUACCGUAUUUUCGACAAUUGAUUUUGAAUUUUCAAUGUCCGACGAUCAAUCACUCGUUAACCGAUAGUGAACAACAAGCUCUGUAUUUCACAGAAGAAUUACGAUAUUUAUUUGCAUUGAUGUUGAAGUCACCACGACGAUCAAUUAAUCCUGAUCGUGCGAUCAAGAAAUUCAAGAAUACAAGAAAAUUAUGUGGUGUAGACUUCUCACAUGAAGACUGUUCGGAAUUUGCAACACAUCUUAUCGAUCUUGUCGAACUUGCAUAUGAAACAAUUGGAAAAAAUUUAUUAAACAUUGAUAAUACGGCAUCGAUUAAUUGUAUUAAUCCUAUCAAUACACUGGUUACAGGUGAAGUGAAUGUCGAAAGAAAUGAACAUACACCAAUUCGAGAAGCUUUAAGACAAAUAAAUAUUCAAAUGAUCGGCUCAACUAACAUAUACGACGGUCUUGAAACACUUUGGCUUGGUUCAGCUGAUGAAAGUCUUUCUAGUCAACAAAUCAUAACUGAGCAACGAUGGCUAACACGAUUGCCACCUGUACUAUUCAUUUGUUUGAAUCGUUACCGGUUUUCCCAAGCGACUAAGCAAACGUCGAAAAUCAUCGCACCAUUUGAAUUCUAUCCUGAGCUUUAUCUCGAUCGAUACAUGUUAGUGAAUAAGAACAUCAUUUUGAAUAAGCGUAAUAUUGCAAAGAAUCUAUAUGCUCAAUUGCAUGAACUGGAAUCGACGUUGAACAGUUAUUUGAAAUAUCCAUGUAAUGAUGAAUCGUUUGCACUUGCCAAUGCAAUUCGUGUUGUGUAUGAAUUUGCUACUGGUUGUCGACUCAAUCCGACAUUACCGAAAAGAACUGAUCAAGUUACACUUGAUCAAAAUACGACUAGUCGUUCUCGACAACAUUCGUCAGUUCCAAUUCAACCAUCACACAUAUCAUCCGAAGAACUUCAAUUCAUUCAAAACACUUUGCCAACGUGGUUAACUGAAGUUGAAGCCAAAUGUGCCGGUAUUCGAGAAGAGAUUCGCCGUGUUAAAAGCGAACUAAAACAAUUAUAUGACGAAGCCCAGCUAAAACAAAUGCGCUAUACAUUACACGCUGUUUGUGUACAUGAAGGAAGUGCAACACUUGGACACUUUUGGACAUAUGUCUAUCAUACUGAUCGACAAAAAUGGUAUCGCUACAAUGAUAAUGAAGUUUGUGAAACUACUUGGAACGAUGUGUUUGAUGCUGGAAUUGGCGGUCAACGAACACAAAACGAUCGUGACGAACCUCGUGUACCUAGUGCAUAUCUAUUAGUGUAUAUUAAUGCUGAUCAAAAAUUAUUAUCGAAUGAUAUUCAAUUUGAGCUUCCGCCUGAUCUUCAAAGAGUUCUUGACGAUGAUUUAGUUCUGUUACAACAACAAAUAGAAAGUGUUCAUCUCGAGCAACUUCACAAUGAAUUGAAGACCGUGUGUGAACGAAUUGAAAAACAACAACCGAUUCAUCGUGCUCUGGCCAUUCCGUUUUUUGCUGGACCAAAUGCACCUUCCGAUUCGGAGAUUAUCAAACCUGUACUUGAUUCAACAUUGCGUAUUCUAAAAGCCUAUGCACCUCGAAUCCUAUCUGUCGAAAUCGAUCGAUUGCUUCAGGAAAUUGUUGAUAAAGAAAUCAAAAUAUAUUCACAUACAGCAAAUAUCAUUACGUCAGCAUUACCUCAUAACGAUUAUCGUUUGCAACAUGUCUUGUCUUAUUUCUCAGCCAAUCGUGUCGGAACUAUCUAUCGACAACGUGCAAUGUAUGAUAUAAUUCGACUUACAUCUAUUCCGAAUGAUGAUACAAGGUUAAGAAUAUUCAAACUUCAAGCACAAAUUGUUUGUAAUGAUAUGCAAAUGUCCAACGAUGAGGUUCAGGAAUAUCAAAAACUUUUGACGGAUUACAAAGACUUUCGAUCAGUCAUUGCUGCAUUUCUAGCUGGAUGUCAAUUGAUGAACGAAGAUAAAUUCGAAGAAGCGAUAACUUAUUUCUGUGUGGCUUGUGAAUAUAAUUUACGUCUUUCCAAACAGUGUACAUUGCCCAUGCGAGCAAUGGAUAGUUGUCUACUAUUUCGAGCGCGUCGUUUGUGUUUUGAAAGAUGGAAUGAUGUUGUAAUUAAUCGUUUUAAAACUGAUCCAGAAUAUCGUCUCGACACAAUGACACACCAAUUUCUUCCAUGUCUAAUGCAAUUGAAGCUUAGUUCCGAGGAAGAUCAAGCUUAUAUCACAGAAAUUCAACGUAUAUGGUGUUUAUUACUUGAUAAAAUUGAACCGACAGAAAGAACAUUAUCCUUGGAGGAAUUUCUCCAACGAUUAUUGGAACAACCGAUCGGUCAACAUUACCAUUCAGUGUCAAUUAAUAAACAUCAACUAGUUGAACGAUAUGAUGAAGCUGUUAGAGAUCUUAUUCAUCGUUAUCCCUCAUUCUCUGGCAACACUGUCGAACAACAACAAUCACAAUCUCCUAAUCGAUCAAACAGAGCGUCAGUUUCAAUUCCAGUUGUUAUACAUCAUCAUCAUCAACAACCACAACAGCAACAUCAUCAUCCUACACCUGAAAUGAUGCCUAUUAUUGAUCCACGUGGUUCAUCACCCAUGCAACAAGGCGAUGACGAACAAGAUCCACCUUUGCCGCCCUCAUCAUCAUAG
Messenger RNA from Adineta ricciae, 3198 nucleotides. Lineage: Eukaryota; Metazoa; Rotifera; Eurotatoria; Adinetida; Adinetidae. The record is from the annotation of a GenBank genome assembly.